Pneumocystis murina B123 is the source of this 2016-nucleotide messenger RNA. Its product is annotated as tRNA uridine 5-carboxymethylaminomethyl modification enzyme GidA. Gene Ontology annotation, cellular component: cytosol. The transcript is spliced from 10 exons. Lineage: Eukaryota; Fungi; Ascomycota; Pneumocystomycetes; Pneumocystales; Pneumocystaceae. Gene Ontology annotation, molecular function: flavin adenine dinucleotide binding. Bases 1 to 2016 code for a protein of 671 amino acids. The record is from RefSeq and is a predicted model, not a curated record. Gene Ontology annotation, biological process: tRNA wobble uridine modification; tRNA methylation.
AUGAAAAGCUUAUUUUCAUUUAAUAUUAUUAUUAAUAGAAGGAAUUUUAUAUUAUUUAAUAGGAUUUUUUUUGAAAAACGUCUUUUUACUAGUUUUAAGGAUAUAGAAAAAUUUCAAAUAGUUGUUAUUGGUGGUGGUCAUGCAGGAUGUGAAGCAGCAGCAGUAGCCUCAAGAAGUGGCUUAAAAACUGUUCUUGUAAGCCAAGAUAUUAAUAAAAUUGGAGAAACAUCAUGUAAUCCAGCUUUUGGAGGGAUUGGAAAAGGAACAUUAGUUAGAGAAAUAGAUUCUCUUGAUGGAUUAUGUGGAGUUAUUUCCGAUCGAGCAGGUAUUCAAUUUAAGAUACUUAAUCGUGCAAAGGGUCCAGCAGUCUGGGGCCCGAGAGUCCAAAUUGAUCGUCUACUUUAUAAGAAAUAUAUGUUAGAAACAUUAUCUUCUUAUAAAAAUUUGACAUUGCUCAAAGGAAUAGCAAUAGAUAUUUUAACAGAACCACUAUCGGAAUAUGAGGAUAUAUAUAAAACUAGGAAAUUCAAAGUUUCAGGCGUUGUUCUUGAAUCGGGUGAAAAAAUAUUAGCUGAACAUAUUAUUAUUACUACAGGAACGUUUUUAAACGGAGAGGUGCAUAUUGGAUCAAAAACAUUUCCAGCAGGGAGAAUUGGAGAAUCAGCAACAUUUGGUAUUAGUACAUUUUUAAAAAAAAAGGGAUUUAAACUGGGACGUUUAAAGACAGGAACCCCUCCAAGACUUGACAUAAGGACUAUUAAUUAUAGAUAUUUGCAUCCUCAAUUAGGAGAUGAACCUCCUGUCCCUUUUAGUUAUUUACAUUCAGAAGAUACUAUUAAAAACAAAAUUUUAUGUUAUUCAACAUAUACGACUGAAGAAACACAUAAAAUUGUAAGAGAUAAUUUAAAAGAAUCAAUUCAUGUGCAAAAAAACAUUAAAGGACCAAGAUAUUGUCCUUCUAUAGAAACAAAAGUUAUACGUUUUCCUUCUCGUAAUCAUCAUAUAUGGUUAGAACCAGAGGGUAUAGAUAGUAAUGUAGUUUAUCCAAAUGGAAUAAGUGUUACACUCCCUGAGGAAAUUCAGCUUAAAAUGUUAAGAAGUAUUCCUGGGCUUGAGAACGUAACAAUGCUACGUCCUGGAUAUGGUGUUGAGUAUGAUUAUGUAGAUCCUAGAGAGCUUUACCCAACUCUUGAAACUAAACGUAUAAAAGGGUUAUGGCUUGCAGGACAAAUAAAUGGUACAACAGGGUAUGAGGAAGCUUCUUCUCAGGGUUUAUUAGCAGGUAUUAAUGCUAGCCUAUCAAAAAAGGGUCAAUCUCAAGCUACUAUUUCCCGAGGUUUAGCAUAUAUUGGUGUACUUAUUGAUGAUCUUGUUACUAAGGGAGUGGAAGAACCUUACAGGAUGUUUACAUCUAGAUGUGAAUAUAGGCUUAGUAUUAGGGCAGACAAUGCAGACUUAAGAUUAACUGAAUUUGGCCAUAAAUUAGGUAUAAUUAGCAAAGAAAGAUGGGAUCAAUUUAAUAAGGAUCAAAAACUUUUUAUGGAUGCCAAGAAAGCGCUAGAAAGUCUAGUUUUAUCUCCUCAAGAAUGGAAAUCACAUAAUAUUUCAGUAAAUAUGGAUGGAAUUAGAAGAAGUGCAAUGCAGCUUUUAGCAUAUCCAAACAUUACUGCUGAUACUUUUCUUAAUAUUAUACCAAUGCUGCAUGAUAUACCCACUAAGAUUCGUUUACGUCUAAACAUAGAAAGUAUUUAUUCUGAAUUCAUAACUCGGCAAGAAUUUGAAAAUCGCUAUCUUCUUCAAAAAAACGAAGAAUUCAUUUUUCCUCCAGAUAUAGAUUAUAAUAAGCUAAAUAAUUUAUCCAUAGAAGAAAAGGAAUUAUUAAAUUCUAUACGUCCACAAUCACUUGCACAAGCUAAAAGAAUUCAAGGCAUUACUCCAUCAGCUCAACUAGUUCUUUUGAGAUAUAUUAUGCAAAACAAAAAAAGGCACAAAACUCUUGACAACAUAUACAUGUAA